AUUACUGAAAGGCAUUGUAUUUUUUACUAUAACUUUAGUAUAACUGCAUAGUAAGAAUAUAAAUUUCGUCCGAGUUUUUGGUGUUACUUUAACAAUAUUUCGUAAUGGUUUAAUGUAAUUAAAAAAAAGAAGUGUAUUCAGUAUUGUUAGAUCCAUUCCAAUGCAUAAUUUUUAAUUAAAUAAGUCAGCACCACUCCUCAGUAUAUCUAUUACUUACGCAGAUGACGUGUAUAUGAAGUGUAAUAUCAGUGCUUUGUAUCUUCUACAUCUACACAACAAUCAUGCAGCCACCACUUGUGAUAAAGCAAGGCACAACUACAGGACAAGUCAACAUGCAAUCUGGGAUGAUGACUGUACCAAUGACAGUUAACUCAAGCAUUUCAAAUACAAUUCCCAAUGUAAUGACUAUAAAUAAACCAGGAGGGCAAAAUGUAGUAGUGACAACACAAAAUGUAGGAUCAGGACAACAAUCCAUUAUUCCAAAUGUUCAGAUAAUUAAUACACGACCUGGAGCUCCAUCUGUUUCUGCUCAAAAGUCAGUUGCAACAGUCUCCCCGCGAGUUGUCAUUGGAACUCCACAAGUGGUGGGAACAAGAGCUGCUGUACCUGGUAUAACGCUGCAAACACUUCAAAGUCUACAACAGGGGCAGCAGGGUCAUUUGUUGUUAAAGACAGAGAAUGGUCAAUACCAGCUGCUGAGGGUGGGUCCGGCACCGGCUGGCAGCACCCUCACGGCACCUCAGCCACAGACCCUCCGGCUGUCAACCGUGCCGGCACACCCCGGCGUGGUAACGGCGUCGACGAGCGUCGCAGUGCCACAGAUGGCGGCGCAGCUCCCGGCGCCCGCUCCUUCCGCCCAGGCCACGUCCGCCCAGACCGCCCAUUCCGCAGCCCAGAGCGCUCCGCCGUCUUCGGCUCCGCAGGCCCCCGUCGUCACCACUCAGAAGCCCUUGGACAACACGAAGGAGAAGUGCCGAAACUUUCUGGCGAACCUGUUGGAUCUUUCGAGUAAGGAGCCCAAAUCGGUGGAGAGGAACGUGAGAAACCUCAUACAGGAGCUCAUCGAUGCUCAGGUGGAACCCGAGGAGUUCUGCGAUCGACUCGAGAGGCUCUUGAAUGCCAGUCCGCAGCCGUGCCUCAUAGGCUUCUUAAAGAAAAGCUUGCCCCUGCUGCGCCAGUCCAUGUGCACCAAGGAGCUGGUGAUCGAGGGCAUCAACCCCCCCUCCCCACUCGUAGCCUUCGCCCCGCCCGCUCAAGCUCAGACAACGCUCGUCACCAACGUACAAAUGCAAAAAGCGACGGCCAAACCCGGGGGCUCCAUAGCGGUGUUGCAGAACAUUCCACUCCAUACCAAGAUCAACGUGACGAAAGUCGGCAAAACAAUGACGGUGAACAGCAAAGCGAACUUCGCGAGGCCCGGGAAUCCCUCGGCGGCCCUCUCCACCGUCCUCACGCCCGGAAAAUCUCUGCUCAAGGACAAAGAGAAGAAGUCCACUCUGCAGUUCACCCAGCCAUUCGGCGACGACAAGAUGACCGGGGACGACGACAUCAACGACGUGGCGGCCAUGGGAGGCGUCAACCUGGCCGAGGAAACCCAGAGGAUUCUGGGUUCGACUGAACUCAUCGGCACUCAGAUAAGGUCCAUAAAGGACGAGUACUUGGUGCCGAUGGGCAUCAUGCAGAACCGGGUGAAGGCCGUCAUCGGAAAGCACGGCCUGGAAGACGCGUCGGCCGAAGUGAGCAGCCUCGUGUGUCACGCCGUGCACGAGAGGCUCAAGAGCCUGCUGGAGAAGCUGGCCGUCGUCGCCCAGCAGAGGAGCGAUCUCUUGAUCAAGACCGACUCCUGCUACGACGUCACCCAGGACGUGAAGGGUCAGUUGAAGUUCCUGGAGGAGCUGGACCGCGUGGACCGGAAGAGAAGGGAGGACUCCGAGAGAGAGAUUCUUCUCAGGGCCGCCAAGUCACGCUCCAAGAACGAGGAUCCGGAACAGGCCAAGUUGAAGGCCAAGGCGAAGGAAAUGCAGCGCGCCGAGCUGGAAGAGCUGCGGCAGCGAGAGGCCAACCUGACCGCUCUGCAGGCCAUCGGGCCCAGGAAGAAGGCCAGGCUCGACGGGCCGGCGGACAGCGGAGCCAGCGUCCCGGGGAACAACUCUUUCCCGGGUCGCAGUCAACUGGCCCUGAGGACUCGUCUGAAGCGCAUCAACCUGCGGGACAUGAUCUUUCUUCUGGAGCAAGAGCGAGACACGGCCUACACCACUCUUCUGUUCCGGAGCUACCUGAGAUAAGGAGCUUCCGCGAUGUCGGGGAAGGAAGCCGUUUCAUUCCGGAAAGCAUGACGAGUCGAGCACUCGGUUCCGGUUCAUAUUAUUGUAUUAAUGUACACUGCAUUGAGUCCAUUGUUCUCCCAUUUGACUAAUUGCGAAUUUCCCUCGUAGGCCGGAUCUCGUAAGAUCCGGCUACAGGAUCAGUGCGUUCAUCGGCUAUGUGCUAAAAACUAAAUUUUUAUUAGGAGAAUAUAUCUCCAAGUUUCCUAUCAAAAUUAUGUCGCUAGUAUUUUUAAUUGAUUUUUGUGAAAAAAAAAAUACGUUCAAUUGUUCUUUUAAACAAAAUAUCGUCUACAUGGCUGGACAAAUGAUUUUACGCGUCGACUCUCUUUCAGUCUACCUCCAGUAGUUUUUUCGAGAGGCAACUUGGUAGAUUAAUAUUCUCGUAAUUAUAAAUAUACAUUAAAAAUUGGUUUUUAGCAAAUAACCCCGUAACCGGAGCUCGUACAAAUGCUUGUCAAAAUGGUGACAUUGACAUGAGACAUUUAUUGCAGAAUAAAAAUGAUUCAAUUAAAAAUAAUAAAAAUACAUAAUUUGCUGUUGCUGCUGUUUAGCGAUCUCUUCUGUUUUUGUUUUGUUUUCAUUAAAAAAGGUCGUUCUAAACUGAAUACAGACAACUGAUGACAUGUCAUUAAACUUUCCUUAAUUUAGACGGAACGGAGACUGCGAUCGCUUAGUUCACUUCAAACAUUUUAUUCCGUAGGUUUAGGAACAUCUCGACGAACAAAGUGAUUGAAUCUUGUAAAUAAUAACUCAUAAUAUUUUAAUAAAAACUAACUCGA
Pieris rapae (cabbage white) is the source of this 3106-nucleotide messenger RNA. RefSeq names its product transcription initiation factor TFIID subunit 4 (gene Taf4). Bases 282 to 2285 code for a protein of 667 amino acids. NCBI's taxonomy places the organism in Eukaryota, Metazoa, Arthropoda, Insecta, Lepidoptera, Pieridae. Gene Ontology annotation, biological process: DNA-templated transcription; transcription initiation at RNA polymerase II promoter. Gene Ontology annotation, cellular component: transcription factor TFIID complex. Gene Ontology annotation, molecular function: RNA polymerase II general transcription initiation factor activity; protein heterodimerization activity; DNA binding. The transcript has 9 exons. The record is from RefSeq and is a predicted model, not a curated record.